This is a messenger RNA of Lolium perenne, 1184 nucleotides long. NCBI's taxonomy places the organism in Eukaryota, Viridiplantae, Streptophyta, Magnoliopsida, Poales, Poaceae. The record is from RefSeq and is a predicted model, not a curated record.
AUGUCGCUUCCAUCCUUCGUAGCGGCGAUUUCCUGCUCGCGGGUUUCGAGGCCUACCACUGGCGCCUCAUGGACUGCCGCCACGGCCUCCUGCUCCUCGCCAGCGACCGUUGCAUGGCCGUGCUCGACCCUGUCGCCAAAUCACAAUUGCACAUACCCCACUGCAGUAUGGCCGAGCAACCGCUGCGGCAAGUCGCCGUUCCAUUGCUUCCUCCUGGCCGGCGCUCAAGCCGAUGCGACGACCGCAUUCCGCGUGCUUUGCCUGGAGAUCACGGGCGGCGCCGGCAGGGUGCGCCCGCACGUGUACUGCUCGCGCACCGCCAAGUGGCACUCCCACUCGCUCGCUCCCAAAGGCAUCAAGCCGCCGCGGAGAGUCGAUCCACACUCGAACCACAACCUGCCCAUGCACGCAGGCGGCGGGCGCAUCUACUGGAGGACCCACGCGGCGGUGCUCACCUCGUUCAACGUCGCCUCCAUGGAGUUCUCCCACGUGCCCCUCCCCGACGACCUAAACCACCUGUCGUCCUACGCCCUAGGGGAUACGGAGGAUGGCACGACUUGCCUCGUAGCCGUCUCAGCCCAGCAUCACCAGAAGCUCGACAUGCGUGUUUGGUUGCUCAAGGAGGACGCGUCGUCGCCGCCAUGGGAGCGGCAGUGGAGGGUGGACGCUUCGGAUGAGGUGGAUCUGCUGCCCGUCCCGGCGACUCGCAGCCAUGUGCGCAAGAUCUACGAUGUCACCGCCGGUGUCGUGCUGCUCUCCGUGGGCUACAAGCACAACGGCAUCCGCUACCUUGCCGUUCGCAUCAAGGACACGCUCCGGGAAGGCAACAACACCAAGCGCCACUCACUAAUCUUGGCAGACUUCUGCAGCUCCAGUGGAUGGCUGCACCCCUACUUCAUGGCAUGGCCACGCCCUACCCUAAAGGCUGCAGGUAGCGCUGAGAAUGCCUCCAAAAAUGAAAGUGAGCAACAAGCUGAUGCUGGUUCUAACAAGAAGAAACAAGUCUGAUGGAUCAAGAAGCUUAUGUGUUUAAAUCAUGUUUGCCUUCUUUAAAGUGGAAUUCUAGACAACCUUACAGUAACGACAUAUUUGCAAGGAUCCUUAUCCUGUAGAACAAACAGUAUUUUUCCUGAGAAAAAUUGGAUCUACCUGAGAGCUUGCAUGAAGAAAUUGUUUAAUUAGAA